This is a messenger RNA of Pseudophryne corroboree (corroboree frog), 13600 nucleotides long. RefSeq names its product solute carrier organic anion transporter family member 5A1 (gene SLCO5A1). Gene Ontology annotation, cellular component: plasma membrane. Bases 697 to 3330 code for a protein of 877 amino acids. The transcript has 10 exons. Gene Ontology annotation, biological process: transmembrane transport; sodium-independent organic anion transport. Gene Ontology annotation, molecular function: protein binding. The record is from RefSeq and is a predicted model, not a curated record. Lineage: Eukaryota; Metazoa; Chordata; Amphibia; Anura; Myobatrachidae.
GAACGACGAGCAGCGACGGACAAUGCAGAUGCCGGCUGCUUAUUGGGCACAGCUCUGCUCUCCCUACCCCUUGUAUAGAGCUGUGGGCUUGGAGACAGGAGAGAGUGGAUGCCCGGACAGGGAGAUCCCACAUGUCUAGUGGGAUAACGGGACCAAGCAGAGGGCACAGCCCAGAGCAGCUGCGGCAGCAGGCUUCCUCCAGGGAAGCACGCAUGGUGACUGAGGAGGACACACAGGGAGUCCUGGCAGACAUUAUCAGCAUAAUUGCCGGUGGAGACUUUACUGGAGACAAUGGGGACGAAAGAACUGCUGUCUGUGGUGGAACCAGGGCUGUGAAAGAUGAUGGAGAUUGCACAAUGGCAGUGUACUGUAUCACAUGCUGAGGCCUCCUCUUUUCUAAUGCCUCUUCUUUGUUGAUCAACAUCUUAUCCGGAUGGAACAGUUUACAGGGAAUCAGUACAGGAACAGCUGCUUGGCUGUUUUUCUGUUAGCAGAGGAGACAUUUAUUGUAAAGACUAUUAAGUUCAUAGUUAUACAUUUACGGAUAGUAGCAACUUGUUGCAGAAUCUCUGAUUUUCUAUAGACAGAUACAAACCUGCCAAAAUGGAAAGUCAUUUGAAAUGGAAUCGGUUAUGUCUGGUAGAUUUUUAUAUAGUUUGAUAUUUUAUUCAUUUUAGCAAGGGACAUUUUUUGACCAUGGCUUUAGAAGACCCCGAUCUGCAGUUGUUCAGUGUCACUUAUCACUGUGAGGCCAGUCAUCAGGAAGGGCAAAGAGAGCUCAUGGAAAAAAAUGACAGGUCGCUAAGUUUGCCCGUCUUAAAUGGUUGUUGUAAGGCAAACGGUCAAGAAUUCCAGCCAGAAGUAGUGGAUACAUCUCAAACAGCAGUCAUUGGAGCAAGAAGUUUUUUGCAUAGUCAUCAAAGAGAAUCAGGCUUGAAAAUUGGCCAUCACCGGAACCUGUCUUCUCAAAGUUGCGGACCUUCCACUAGGGCAGUCUUUCCUUUUGCAGCGUCCAGUUUUCAAAUUGCAGGAAACACAGAGAGAGUAGAAAUCAAUAGCAGCAUAAACAGUAAAAAAGGCAUUUCUCAAUCAGUGACACUUUCUACAAUAAAAAGCAGUCGAUGUCUUGGCAUUGCAUUAACAGAUUCACGGUGUUUCCUUGUCUGCAUGUGCUUUUUGACUUUCAUCCAGUCAUUAAUGGUGUCUGGUUAUUUAAGCAGUGUCAUUACCACUAUUGAGCGGAGGUUUAGCCUAAAGAGCUCAGAGUCUGGUCUUCUGGUGAGCUGUUUCGACAUUGGUAGCCUCUUAGUAGUGGUUUUCAUCAGUUACUUUGGUGGACGAGGACGUAGACCACGUUGGCUUGCAAUAGGCGGGUUGUUUAUUGCCGUGGGAGCUGCUUUGUUCUCUUUACCUCAUUUCAUUUCUCCGCCAUAUCAAAUCCAGGAGCUGAACUCUUCCAUUUCAAACGAAGGGUUGUGCAUGAAUGGCAACUCUACUGCCAAAGAUCCCUUAGAGUCAUCAAUGUGCCCUAGAGACUCCAGUGGGAAAGACCAUUCCCUCUAUGUAGCUUUGUUCAUCUGUGCUCAGAUUCUCAUUGGCAUGGGAUCCACACCCAUAUACACUCUGGGUCCAACUUACUUAGAUGACAAUGUCAAGAAGGACAAUGCUUCCCUCUACCUAGCAAUCAUGUACGUCAUGGGAGCCCUGGGUCCAGCCGCAGGAUAUUUGUUAGGAGGAGUUCUUAUUGGAUUUUAUGUUGAUCCCCGAACCAUUGUCAACAUUGAGCAGAGUGACCCCCGUUUUAUCGGCAACUGGUGGAGUGGGUUUCUGCUCUGCGCUCUGGCGAUGCUACUUGUCAUUUUUCCAAUGUUUACUUUCCCAAAAAAGCUACCCCCUCGACAGAAGAAGAAAAAGAAGAAAAAAAAGAGUAACUCGUAUGACGUCUCCAGUGACGACGAUGUGAUAAAGGAGAAAUCCAGCAACAAAGUAACAGUAGAUAAUGGUGUCGGCCCAUCCAUAGGGUUCGGGAAGAAUUUUAGAGACCUUCCAAGAGCAGCAAUCAGAAUUUUAAGCAACAUGACAUUCCUUUUUGUGAGUUUGUCAUACACAGCUGAGAGUGCCAUUGUCACCGCUUUUAUUACCUUCAUUCCCAAGUUCAUCGAGUCACAGUUUGGCAUCCCAGCUUCCAGUGCCAGCAUCUACACUGGGCUGAUUAUUGUCCCAAGUGCCGGUGUUGGUAUUGUGCUGGGUGGUUACAUCAUCAAGAAGCUGAAGUUGAGUGCCAGGGAAUCAGCCAAGUUAGCCAUGAUCUGUAGCGGAGUUUCCUUGCUUUGCUUCUCCACCCUCUUCAUUGUGGGGUGUGAAAGUAUUAAUCUUGGUGGGAUUAAUAUACCAUACACUACUGGUCCCACACUAACGAUGGCGCACAGGAAUCUAACAGGUGGCUGUAAUGUUAAUUGUGGUUGUAAAAUUCAUGAAUACGAGCCAGUGUGUGGAUCAGAUGGAAUUACCUACUUUAAUCCUUGUCUCGCUGGAUGCAUCAGUGUGGGAAAUCAGACCAUAGCAGUGAGAAAUUAUACUGAAUGUGCCUGUGUCCAAAGUCGACAGGUUAUCACUCCACCCACGGUCGGUCAGCGCAGCCAACUCCGAGUGGUGAUUGUUAAGACAUAUCUGCAUGAAAAUGGCUAUGCUGUGUCAGGGAAGUGCGAUCGAACUUGUAACACGCUCAUCCCAUUCCUGAUAUUUCUUUUCAUUGUUACUCUCAUCACAGCAUGUGCACAACCCUCAGCGAUCAUAGUGACUCUCAGGUCAGUGGAAGAAGGAGAGAGACCUUUUGCAUUAGGAAUGCAGUUUGUUUUAUUGAGGACUCUUGCUUACAUUCCUACACCAAUCUACUUUGGGGCUGUUAUUGAUACAACUUGCAUGCUUUGGCAACAGGACUGUGGCGUACAAGGGUCUUGCUGGGAAUACAACGUGACAUCAUUUCGUUUCGUUUAUUUUGGACUGGCAGCUGGUCUGAAAUUCUUAGGAUUCAUUUUUAUAUUUUUGGCUUGGUAUUCCAUAAAACACAAAGAAGAUCAGUUGCAGAAGAGAAGGUGGCAGGCAUCGCCAAUAAGCACAGUCAGCGAGAUGGUCGGCAGCACCAGAGCUGAUCCAAAUUAUGCACGAACCAGAUCCUGCCCAGCCUUUGGCGCCAAGGAAGAGCCAAAUGAAGACAGCAAUAUGGAUAAAAGAAUCCAGCACUUAGCACAAACCUACCCUGGGCCUUUCCUGGAAGCAAUAAAUUCGUCCUUUGAGAAUUCUCAUGAAGAGAUCCCAGCUGACACGUAGAGCAGAUGCUCAAAGUUAUUUUGUUGGCCAAGUUCAAAAUGGCGCCUUUUUCAACACGUGCCUUUUUUGUGAGCUGCAUGCAUAUGGAAAAUAAUGACAACACAUUUUAAUCAGUAGCUACAGGGUUAUUGAGGGCUGGUAACCUCAAAAUAAUUUUAUCCUCCAUCAUAAGAGUUUUAAAUUGUUAUUGAUACAUCUGUGCUCCAAACCCAUAUGCAUUGGUGCAACAUUGAAUGGCUUCUUAAAGGAAUAUUGAAGCCAAACAAUGUAAUGUCACUUGGUGCUCCUUGACCUGUGAAUUAUAGCCUACUCUUAGAGAGUUUUGUGGUCCUGGUUGUCCUCUGACUGCUUCUCCAUAUACGGUAGCUCCACUUUGUGUCUGGUAACUGCUGUAUUGCACGAAUGGCUUGAGUUGACCGUAAAUGUUUACUGGAAAGAAAUAUCAGCUGCUCAGUGCAAGAAGCUACCUUGUGUUCUCCAUGGUAAUGGAACAAGUGACAGAUGGUUGCUGGAGAGGAAAUGCAGAGAGUUAGAAAUGACUUCAAUAUCUUCCCUAUAAACACUCACCGUCAACCACUCACUGGUGCAAUCCUUGGGCAUAACUUCAUACACAAUAUGGAUCACUACAGAGAAGGCAGUGCAGUGUAUAUAAUUCAUUAGGAGCUAGAAUUGAGAGGGAAAGUGCAGUGAGCGCCUUUAAGCGUGCAGUUUUAAAUAUUAUAUUUUUGAUUUUUCAGCAUUAGUCUUUACUUCAAGUUCAAGGAGCAUUCAGGUAAUUAUAACCAAGUAGUAGUCCAUCUAUCUUGGCGACUGGCAAUCUGCAUCUUACCAGUUAUUCUUGAACUACACAUUCCUGUAUGGCCACUGGAUGGCAUGGUAUCCUGGGUCUUGUAGUUCCACAAUACCUGAAGAGCCACAGGUUGCAUAAACCUGAUCUAACUGAUGAUGUGCUUUUGAUUUGCGAUGAACUAUCCAUAAUAAUAGGUUACAGUGUACACUAUAAACUGUGAGUUACGUGUUAAAGCACAACUAAAUUAGCUUAAACUAUGCAACUGCAUUAUGGAGAAUUGCAAUGGAAGCAUGGUAGAAUACUUAGCAAAGCAAGAGAAUAGAUAAUUAUGCAAGCCAUACUAAAUGUACCUAUCAGGCAAGGUUAUAGUUAUAUAAAACAGCAAAUGUUUUGCUGUGCGCAUUGAUACAUUAACUGCAUACACAGUGUUUAACAUGUACAUAAUAUCAGCUAGGUUAAUACAUUUUCCUCUAAAGUCUAUACAGUGUAGGAAACAGGUUUGUUAAAAAAUGUAUUUUAGCAAUUGUACUGGCCACAGAAAUAACUUUUAUUUUAGUUUGAUCAACUUUGUGUCUUCAUAUAGGUGCAAGUUUGUUUCCUCACCUUACCAGUACAAAUGUGUCUUUUUAAUGAGUUUUAUUUUAGUCCUUAAAAAUCAUGGAAGAGUCAUGGUAUCCAUGUUAAAUGUCUGAAAGUUAUCAAACUGACCAUGGACAAGACAUUCUUUGCUUCUCCAAACCAUCUAGAAACCUUCAUCUAAUGUGAUCUAGAAACACCAAUAUAACACAAACAAGCAUCUAGAAUGCAAACCAGAGCACAAACCUCAGGGAAGAUGUUUAAUAUUUUUCUGUAGGUUCAUGUUAAAAUUUUGACACAUGGGGGCUUGUUGAAUAAAAACAUUGCAAGUAGUGCACACAACGACUAAAGUGGUUACACUAGAAAAGCUGAUAUCUGAUUGGUUGGUUCAGUCAUGUAUGGUGUUAGAAGUGGGAAAAUCUUCAUUGCCAUAUAAACAGAUAACAUUAUAUAGACAGAUAAUAUUAAAUAAUAUUGAUAAUAGUAAAAACUAUGGUCCCAUGACAUAGCAGUCUAUAACAUUCAAAACUGAACUGUAAAAUAAGUAACUUUUAUUCCACAUUUACUGCUGAGAAAUUGAAGGUGAUGAUAUGUACCGCCACAAAAAUAUGUUUACCCUAUAUACAAUAUGUUUUAAAUAUGGAAUAAAACUUUUUUUUCCUACAUAGCAAUGAUUUACCUAUUUACAUUGUUAAAAGUACCAUUUCCUGAAAUAACUUGUAAAUUAUUUUUUUACUUUUAAAUAUACUGUAUGGCAGCAUUGCCAUUACGUGUGAUGUGGGGCCAUAUUUCCUAAUAAGUCGCUGAUUCUCGGCGGAUUGGAACUGAAAACUUGGAGUGGCGCUAACAUUCAGUGUAAAGCCUGGUAUGCUUUACACUAAUUCAGUGGUUCACAAACUCGGUCCCCAAGGCACCCUAACAGUCUAGGUUUUAAGGAUAUCCAAGCUUGAGCACAGAUGGUUAAAUCAAAUUGAUUGCAGCACUAAUUAAGCCACCUGUGCUUAAGCAUGUAUAUCCUGAAAACCUGGAUUGUUAUGGUGCCUUGACGAUCAAGUUUGGGCAACUGUUUGUGGCACUAUAAAUCUUCAGCUCCACCAUGCCAAUAAGUGGAGGCUUACUAAAGCAGCCUUUUCAUAAAUAUAACCCGUGGUGUGAAUGUAAAUCCAUUACUAAAUGAAUCACUGUUUUUUAUUCAUGUAACUAGUGUGAAGUUGUUGUGCAAAUUAUGAUGUGAAUCAUUUAUAGAUUUCCUAGACGAAAAUAAUUUCCCUGACCUCUACCUCGUAGUAUACACUGCCCUAUAUAAUAUUGUUACUCCCCUUGCACAAAGCUAACCAGGACCUGCUUCCAGUGUACUGAGCUGGGAUUGUGCUGUACAAGAGCUGUUUGUUACGUGUUUCUCUGUAUGCGGAUAUCCCUCAGUUAGAAUGAGUAUUGAUUUACCACUCAUCAAGCUAUACAUAAUUCUGUGUUUUACUUACUACAGGGUGUCCUAUCACUAAGGCAUCUUAUUAUGUAUUUUUAGUUGUUAAUGAUUUAAACAAAUCUAAAUAAUAUCAUCGGAUAAUUUAUUUGACUAGUUGUUAGCAAUGUUGCAACCCUAACUAGUGUUAGACUGACCUAUCUAGCGGGUUAGUCUUUGAACGAAUGGCCUGAUGUAAAGUAAACUUUGAACUGUGUGAUAUCAUCAUACAUUAAUCCCAUAAUCUGAUCGGACACAUCUCUUCCUAGGUAAUGUGCAGCUUUGCUAUUCAGUAUAUGUAUAUUGUAAGUCUUCACUUAGAGGGUCAUUUACAAACUGGACAAAAUGCAAAUGCUCAGACAUUUAGGCAGAAAAUCAGCUGUUAUGGUGAGGUGCCUGUCAUUAGAUUAUAGUACGCUGUGUUGGAUCAUUUUACACUAUCCAAUACUUGCUAUAUUAUAUCUCGCCAUUAAUGCGUAGUGACAUUUUCUGUUACUUCUCCAUAACAUACAUAUCUACAAAGGUAAAGUAUCACCUAAGCUAGAGGUGACCAAAUGUUUGUUGGGACCUGUGACUGCAUUUUGGGUAAUCGUUCAGAAAUGUAUUACAUUCCAUUGGGAACUGCUUCUUUUGGGGUCCUAGAACAACUUUUUUUUUUACUUUAAUUUCUGAAAUGUCCCUAUGUACAGUACAUGGCUCAAGCGGUGACUCCUGAUAAGGGAUGCAGUGAGCUUGUCACCAAACAUGGGGACCCCAGAAGGCAGACGCCACACUUACAGCAAGUGUAAGCUUACAGCAUAUUACACCCGCCAGCAUUACAACUGGAAACAUGAUAUACUACCACAAAGUUUACAGUAGUAUUGGCAAUGUUGCCAUGCCUGCUUUACUGGGUCCCUAUAAUACGUGUCAGAAUUUUGGUUGACAACAAGACACAUAUCCCCCUUAAAACAGUGGCAAAGGCUCAGUUAUCAUCACUUUACUUUGGUUCAUUAAACCUCAACUUUAAAAUAUCCCCGUCCUCGAAAGUCAAAUGUUACAGUAUUUGUGCAAAGAAGCAAGCUCAUCACUGUGGCUAACCCACAUUAUCAAUGCAUACCACUUAUCUACUCAUGUCUGGCAAAAGCCUUCAAUCAUGAGGAGUCACUGGUUCUAUAUAUAAACACUGAGUAGCCACUGGUCAAUAUAUAAACACUGGUUCCACUGAGUUUUGCCAGGUUCCAUAUAUAAACACUGAUUCCACUGAGAAGCCACUUGUUUCAUACAUAAACACUGAUUCCACUGAGUAGCCACUGUUUCUAUAUAUAAACACUGAUUCCACUGAGUAGCCACUGAUUCUAUAUAUAAACACUGAUUCCACUGAGUAGCCAAUGGUUCCCUAUAUGAACACUGAUUCCACUGAGUAGCCACCAAUUCUAUAUAUAAACACUGAUUCCACUUAGUAGCCAAUGGUUCCCUAUAAAAACACUGACUCCACUGAGUAGCCACUGGUUCUGUAUAUAAACACUGAUUGCAGUGAGUAGCCCCUGGUUCCCUAUAUAAACACUGAUUGCAGUGAGUAGCCCCUGGUUCCCUAUAUAAACACUGAUUCCACUGAGAAGCCACUGGUUCCCUAUAUAAACACUGAUUCUACUGAGUAGCCACUGGUUCCCUAUAUAAACACUGAUUCCACUGAGUAGCCACUGGUUCCCUAUAUAAACACUGAUUCCAUUGAGUAGCUACUGGUUCCAUUUAUAAACACUGAUUCAACUGAGUAUCCACUGGUUCCCUAUAUAAACACUGAUUCCACUGAGUAGCCACUGGUUCCCUAUAUAAACACUGAUUCCAUUGAGUAGCUACUGGUUCCUUUUAUAAACACUGAUUCCACUGAAUAGCCACUGGUUUUAUAUAUAAACACUGAUUCCACUAAGCAGCCACUGGUUCCAUAUACACUGUAUUUGACACUGGUUCCACUAUAUCGAAUUGUAAGUGUACUAUGCAAGAGCAUUUUGUUACACAAGUACUGUACAAGUAUGACAUGAUAUAGCUUAGGGAUUUGUAUAUUAUGGAGAAAUGUACAAGACAUUUCUCAAUCGUCUUGCACUGACUCAGGGAAGCACCGCCAAACACCCCCCCCCCCACCCCCACCCCGCACUCCGCACAAUGUUUAUCCCAUUAUAGGACAAAUAUUAAUGGCAUUUGUUUUUUUUCUCACAUGCCGUGUUGCCCGACCCUUUUUGAAUUCAAGAAGAUUUUUAAUUGAUUGAAAUAGGGUGGGGAUCCUGUGUGGAUGCUCAUAUGGUGUUUGUUUGUUGGAUUUGUAUAUUAUCCAGUUUGUAAAAUGUCCCCAAGAAUCUGAACAGCGCGCAGAAUGAUAACACUCAUUAAGAAAAAAUGGAGCAUAGGAAUAACACAAUAGGAUAUCUUUUGUCAUAUGAACAGAUGUUUAGAAUUAGCUAGCUUUGUAUAUUUCCUUUUGAAGAGACCCACUGGUGUUUAAACACUGCCUCCAUUUAGCAUUUUGUAAUGCAAGUGCAGCGCAUGCAAACACUUGUAAAAUAAAUUAUAUUUCAUGUCUAUACAAAUUUGCAGUAAUAUGUGUGGCUGCUGUGGCAGUUUUUUAGGCGCUGUUUAUUCAGUUUCAGUUUGUGCAAAGCAUGUCACUACUCUUGAAAAAGUCUAUUGAUAUCCAUUGGAAUACAAUACACACUGUAGUGUAAAGGUGUAUACACACUCAGCGAUAAAGUAAACAACGUCGCUCAUUUUGACCCUUCCUGAGCGUCCAGUAUGUAUGCCGAUGACUAUGAACGAUGUACGGCCCCGUGGUGUCAGCCAGGCAUGCAGCUCAAUUUAGAGUGACUCAUCGUCCAAAAUUGCAUGCUCCAUGCUGGCUGCGGCAUGAUGUCACUGUGCGAGAUCAUUAGUGAGGCCACCCCGGGAGGGGAAACUGUAGGUAGAGCGCAUCUUAAGCACUUGGGGGGUCAUUCCGAAUUGAUCGUAGCUGUGCUAAAUUUAGCACAGCUACGAUCAUCUUCCCUGACAUGCGGGGGGACGCCCAGCACAGGGCUAGUCCGCCCCGCAGGUCAAUCCGCCCCCCCUCCCCCCCCCGCAGAAGUGCAAAGGCAUCACACAGCGGCGAUGCCUUUGCACUUCAAGAAUAGCUCCCGGCCAGCGCAGUUUAGCGUGCUGGCCGGGAGUUACUCAUCGCUCCUCGGCCCGCAGUGGCUGCGUGUGAUGUCACGCAGCCGCUGCGGCCCGCCCCCCAUUCAGUCUGGCCACGUCUGCGUUGGCCGGACCGCACCCACGAAACGGCAGCCAAACGCAGCCAUUCCGCCCCCUCCCGCCCAGCGAUUUCCUCUGCCUGUCAAUCAGGCAGAGGCGACCGCUGCCCUGCUACGGCCUUCGGCCGUCUGUCAUGCGCUGGCGCAUGCGCAGUAGGGACCCGUUCGCUCUGCUGCGUUCAAACACAGCGAGCGAACAGGUCAGAAUGACCCCCUUAGAGCAAUGACAUGUAGCCUGAUACAAUUCAGGGGCUGCAAGAGUGGUUGUCUGACUUCAUCCCUAAUCAUAGUAAUAAGUUGAAACUGUAUUUAAUCAAAGAAAGAGACACCUAUCUGUAAUAACAUAUUACUAGGAAUGUUAAACAAGUGUUACAGUCUAUAAUAAAUCUGAUACUAAAGCAGGAAGCAGUGGGGGACCACAGGUGAAGACCUUGGAGAGAGAUAAAGUGGACAGAGAUAAAGUACCAACCAACCAGCUCCUUUCAUUUUUCAAACACAACCUGUAACAUGGAGCUGAUUGGCUGGUACAUUAUCUCAAUCCACUUUAUCUCUCUCCAAGGCUUAGUACAUAGAGCACUAACUCAUGCAGGGCUCAAUUCAGAAUUAGGAGCAAAUAAAAAAAACUAUUGCAAUUUGCACCUUGGAAAAACCAUGUUGCACGGUAGAUGGAGCAGAUUUAAAAUGUGCAGAGAGAUUUAGAUUUGGGAGGGGCGUGUCCUAACUUCAUCCAAAACUUAUGUGUAAAAAUAAAGCUGUCCAGUAUUAUCUCUGCAAGCAAAAAAAAAAAAGAUUAUUACAUGCCGUCCUGGUAUUGCUACAUGGUUUGUCUCUGGAGCAAAUUGUUCCUUUUCUAAAUUAGUUCCAUAUCAGGCCCGUAGUGUACUACAGGUUGAGUAUCCCAUAUCCAAAUAUUCCGAAAUACGGAAUAUUCCGAAAUACGGACUUUGUUGAGUGAGAGUGAGAUAGUGAAACCUUUGUUUUCUGAUGGCUCAAUGUACACAAACUUUGUUUAAUACACAAAGUUAUUAAAAAUAUUGUAUUAAUUGUCCUUCAGGCUGUGUGUAUAAGGUGUACAUGAAACAUAAAUGAAUUGUGUGAAUGUACACACACUUUGUUUAAUGCACAAAGUUAUGAAAAAUAUUAGCUAAAAUUACCAUCAGGCUGUGUGUAUAAAGUGUAUAUGAAACAUAAAUGCAUUCUGUGCUUAGACUUAGGUCCCAUCGCCAUGUUAUCUCAUUAUGGUAUGCAAUUAUUCCAAAAUACGGAAAAAUCCGAUAUCCAAAAUACCUCUGGUCCCAAGCAUUUUGGAUAAGGGAUACUCAACCUGUAUUCACUUACCAAACGUUGGGAGAUAUGCAGUGUUUCCUGGAAAUAAAUCUGGAUUCUAAAUCAAAUCUGAGUUUUUGACUCAAAAAUGAAUAAAUUAUGAGGUUGCGAUAGUUAAUAAAAAAAAAAAAGUUAAAACUUAAAAUGGCUUGUUCUACAUAACAAACUAGCAUUGGAGAGUGAAAAAGUGUAGAGAGAUAAGCUACCAACCAAUCAGCUCCUGGCAUUUUUCAAACACAGCCUGUCACAUGGCAGUUGGGAGCUGAUUGGCUGGUACUUUAUCUCUUUCCACUUUAUCUCUCUCUCUAAUGCUUAGUACUGUACAUCUCCCCAACACUUUUUUACCAUUUCAAAUAACAUAUUCUUUACUAUUUCAACAGCAUGUAUUGCAAUUGCUGCUUACAAUUGUGUAGAUGAAUAUAACAUGACAUUGUUAAUAAAUUCUAAACUACUCUCAAGAGUUUAAUAAUAAAAACACAACAUAUAGAAUGCUUUUCACUCAUCACAUAUUUAAAACCAUAAGAGGUAAGGCAUGGUUACUUGGCAAUGUUGCAUGAAAAUACAUUUAUUGCACUCAUGUAUGAAUAAAAUUGAAAUCAUUAUAAUCUUACAUUUUAAUUAAAUGUAAAUUUAGGAGAUAGUUGGUCUAUACUAUUCCAUAGUAUUUCUCAUGUUCCAGUAUUAAGCAAUUAACAGUUUAUACUUCAUUUUGUAUAUGAUAAGAUAAUAAACUCUGAAACAUAGAACCUACCACUUAACAGAAACAUAAGUUAAUAAAUACAUUGUUAUUAAGAAUUUUCAACUAUUCAGUUAUAGAAUAUUAAGUAAAACCAAGUGAUAAUACAUAAAAAGCUAAGUGACGUUUGUAACUGGAAUUAAGGAUAGUUUACAGAAUAAGGAUUCUGGAUUAGGACCGCUCAUUUGGCACAAGUAACUUUAGAAGCUGAUUAUUUUAUUAGUCUCAUUGGCCAUGUUAUGGUAGUUAUGGGAUGGCAGUGAUAAUAUCAUAAGGGAUCAGUGUUUAAGAUGGGCACUGGAAAUAAGACAUGAAAAUCUACUGUUCAGCACAACUCUGUAUAACGUAUUUCUUUUAAUUUAUAUAUGCUAACACUAUUUCCAAUGUACUCAACUUAGUGGUACAGGUAGCUGUGUGUGUAGGGAUGGGGGGAUGUAAUUAUUUUAUUUAUUUUUUCUAGAGAAAUAUUUUCUAGAGAUAUUACAUCAUUUUGGGAUCUUAUUACAGGUACUUGUUAGCACUUCUUAAUAAAUGAAGGAAUGGUGUCAAAUUUUCAAAGUGCAGCACCUAAUAGCUUCUAGCUGAAUAAGUGCAUUUUAAAGAUUAGUUUGAUGCAGGAUUCACACCAUACAGCACCUUCAGUUGUUUGAUUUUAACAUGUUUAUAGCAUUUUUGACAAGUGUACAAAGCCCUUGACGAAAAAUCCAUCAUACGUAGUGUAGCAGUCCUCAUGACACGCAGUGCGUCUACCACGUAUUACAAGCUUUGAGUUAUAAUAACGCUGCGUUUUUCCAGUCAAUAUGAAAGUAUCAGCGAUUCUUAAGCUCUAAACGCACAUGUGCGUCACUACUCUAAGUAUAAUUUAUGCUUUAGAUUAGGGGCUAAAAUCUGGAGUAGAAUUAGCAUUUUACUAAUUAAAGAGAAGUUAGGUUACUUGGCUGUACAUAUUUUCUCUGAUAUAUAUGUCACAUGUAGGAGUGAAUGAUAGUACAAAUUAACACAGUCUCCUCGUGUGUCCUAGUUGUGUUACGACUAAGAUGCAUUUUCUGCAAAAAAAGACUCCUGACGUUAGCAGAGUUGCACAGGUCCUGGUGGCUCACUCAGGCCAAAUACCUUGUGCUGCAUGGCGUAUUGCGGCUAGAUGAAUGAGGAUGCAGCUGUAUGUAGGAGCGGUUUUUUUGUAACACCGUUACAAAUAUUUAAAACUUCACAACUAACAUACCCUAGAGAAACAUUACUGUGGAUCACGCUUGGUUGUGAGUUUUAUAAAAAAUAAAACUUUCCUUUUCUCACUAAGGCCCCUAUUUACUAAGCCUUGGAUGGAGAUAAAGGGCAUGGAGAUAAAGUAAGAGCCAAUGAGAUCCUAACUGUCAUUUUUCAAACACAGCCUGUGACAUGUCAGUUAGUAGCUGAUUGGCUGGUACAGUACUUUAUCUCCAGCCAAGGCUUAGUUAAUAGAGCCCUAAGUAUCACUGAUCCAUAUAGAGGCCAAAGAACGUACAGUUACAUGGGAGGUCCAUACUUAGUUCCAAAGGUGAUUUUCUGGGCAGAAACAAUUCUUAACAGUGGACUACACUGAGAAAUGGUGUCAUGAAUUACAGUGGACAUGGCCAUAUAUAAAAUACUAUGCAUCUACCAAAAGCAAUCGUAUACAUUUAAGGUAGAAAUAAAUAUGAGCUUGUGACGAAUGGACUGCAGAGUGAGUUUUAUAAUUCUACAUAUAUACUUUGGAACGUAUGUUGUACACACAUUUUAGUUUACUGUGUGUAUGGCUGAAUGCUUGUGUCAAUUCUAUUUCCAGGUACAGUACAUAAUUGCUGACACUAUUCAAUUUAAUGCCAUUAUUUUGAUUGUGCAAUUUGUUGGCGCUUUUCAGUGAUAAAGGAUAAGUAUUAUCACAUUGGGUAUGGCCUGAGAGACUGUUCCCAUCAAUGUAUUUAAGUUGUAGUGCAAAUCUUGUUUUUGCCUAAGUUUGUUUUACUUGAUAUUUAUUUCUAUGAUGACCUUGAAAUCAUUUUAUAAAAGGUCACAGUGGUGUGUUCAAUUUAAUCUUAUUGAAAAUGUUUGUUUACAAGCCUUUCAAUAAUUGGUAGAUGAUAAUAAAGGAGAAACUCUUUAUACUG